AGAGCGAGAGGGUGAUUCCCAAAUAAACCAACACGCAGCUUUACUCUCGUUGCUUUAAGGAGGUUAUAAAGUCUCCUUGCAAUUUUUUUUUUUUUUUUACCGAAAAGGGAUGGACGAUAACAGCGGAGGAAAAGAAAAAAUGUGGUCGAUAACAUUCUAACCUUAGGGUUUUGACGACUGGUGGAGACAGGUGAUAUAAAAACACGGUACCAUGUGAAUGGUUGAGGAACAUGAAGCUUGCACACAAACUACUGUUCGUCCUGUGUACCAUACUGGUCUUGGGGUUCAUCUACUACUCUUCUUGGAAGCUCCAUUUGUACAUAUGGGUCCAGAAGCCACAUAAAAAUGUGGAGCCCACAGUAAAAGUCAGUAAUGUCACUAGUGUUUCUGUCAGAUCCACUGUGGCCAAAGAGCCGGUGGUGGAGGGCCCUGUCUCCGUGGGACGAAUAGUAGGCUCAGGUACAGCCUCACUGCAAAGAGUGCACUCUGGUCAACAUGAGAAGCCCAGAAGGCCUGUGUUUGAUAAGCAAGGGUUCUUGCUGAAUCUGGACCCAAAGCUGCCUCCGGAGUUGAUGUACAAGUAUGGAAACCUCAGUGAAGGAGCCUGCAAACCUGGCUAUGCAGCUGCCAAAAUGAGUGCUAUCUAUCCAAAGUUUAAAAAGCCAGCUUCCAUGUUUCUGGACCGAAACUUUAAGCGGCUUGCAAAAGUUACAAACUAUUUACCUCCAUUUGGAUUCAAAACACAAGAAAGAAUCAUAGAUUCAAUAUUAACUGCCACAAAGAAUUUUGGACUGGGUCCAGAUGUAGAUAGUUUGAGUUGUAAAAGAUGUAUAGUAGUAGGUAAUGGUGGUAUCCUUAGCAACAAGUCUUUAGGAUCCCACAUUGAUGAAUAUGACGUUGUGAUAAGACUCAACGAGGCCCCAGUGAGUGGUUACACCAGAGAUGUAGGUACUAAAACAACCCUAAGAAUAACCUACCCUGAAGGGGCCAUCCAGAAGGCUGAACACUAUGAGAAAGAUUCCCUCUUUGUCUUCUCUGCUUUCAAACCUCUUGACUUUAAAUGGUUAAGACAUAUGGUCUUCAGAGAGAAACUGCAAGGAACAGAGGGCUUCUGGAAGUCUGUAGCACACUCUGUGCCCCGGAAACCCUCAGAGAUACGGAUCCUCAACCCCUACUUCAUACAAGAGGCUGCCUUCCAGUUUAUUGGCCUUCCGCAGAACAAUGGCCUCAUGGGUAAAGGGAACAUUCCAACGUUGGGCACCGUUGCCAUUACAAUGGCCCUUCAUAACUGCGAUGAGGUUGCUGUUGCUGGAUUUGGCUAUGACAUGAGCACCCCUAAUGCACCCUUGCACUACUAUGAAACGGUCAAAAUGUCUGCCAUAAAAGAGUCAUGGACUCACAACAUCUCAAAAGAAAAGGAGUUUCUCCGCAAGUUGGUGAAGGCCAACAUUAUCACAGACUUAACCAAGGGGAUUUGAACUUCCCAAGAUGGGUGCCUUAUUAGGAGGACUCAAAAACGCAGAGUCCUGAGAAACCCUGGACCAGACAACACUGAGGAGCAUGAUUUUAGAGGUGGGAGCGAUGGCUCAGUGAAGAUGCACAUGUGCCUUCUAACCGACAGGCUUCCUCUGAGUGGGACGUUGAAGGUUUCUUGAAUGUCUCAGAAGACAAUCCUUGUUUGAGUGCAGAUGGAAGAUAUCAGAGACUUUGAGUUGACCAACACACAAACAGCGCUUGAGGAACGAGUCGUAACAUUAACUGAUUGUGCCAAAUUUACCUCUAUCGCAGGAGAUGCCCCUCCUCUCCUGCCUGAAUGUAUUAACGGUGUAAAUAUCAAAGAUUUUUACAGUGCAUUUUAAUGAACUGCUACGGCCCCUGGGGUUCUGCCUUCACACGUGAUUCUCCGUCCAGGGCAAUCAGUGCAUAUCCUGCCCUAGUGUGAGGAAGGGCAGAGGCAGGUCUUUGAUUCAGCCCUUCUUCUGAGCACAGGAGGCUCUUUAUCUCCUGAAUGUGAGCUUACUAUGUUACAGCUUCUUUUGUCUAAGAAAGGAGCUGAGUCUCUAAGUUAUUUAUUUUGCUGCACAGAUGAAGGAAUUUGUUUUUUGAAAGCUCCCUUUCCAAAAUUAAUUAUGAAUACCACAAUGUUCUAUAGGUGGGACACUGAGUACCUAUUAGGGGUGCACCGAUGCCACUUUGUUUCCAGUCUAAUUCUGAUACCUGAAUUGUUGAAACUUGCUAAAUACACACAACUUAAUUAGAAGCAGAAAACAGGCAAACACGUAUGUAUUACAUGCUACUGUUCAAAAGAGUGGAAUCGUUUUUUUAAUCUUAUAAUUAAUCUUAUUCACCUAGAAUGCACUAAAUUAAUCAAAAGUGUCAGUAAAGAUUUUAACAUUAUUACAUUAAUUCUGUUCAAAUUUCAAAUAAAUGUUUUCUUUUUUAUAGUAGAGCAUAAGAGAUGAAAAAACCUCAUCAUGUGCACGAAUGUAGUAAGAACCACAACAUUUAGAAACUACAAAUUUCAGCAAAACACAGGCAUUUUACAUACAGAUUAUGCAUAAUAAUUGGUAACAUUAGGACAUCUCAAACAGGGUUUUACCGUUCUGACUGCCGAAAUCAAAAAUGCUAAAAUAAAUAAUGACAAUUGACACAUAUUCUGUGCUACUGUUCAAAAGUUUAGGUUCAAUUUUUUAUUUAUUUUUUUAUUCAUUUUAUUUAACAAUGAUGUAUUAAAUUGAUCAAAGUGGCGGUAAAGAAUUUUCCGUUGUUAAAUUAGAAAUUCAAUUUCAAAUAAACGCUGUUUAAUAUUUCAUAUUACUGUUUUUACUGUAUUUUUGAUUAAAAAAGAGCAUAAGAGACAGCUUUAAAAAACAAACAAAAAUAAAAAAAACAUCCAGUGUGCCAGUUUGAGCAAAAACACAGCAGCAAGAACUACAACAUUCAGAAACCGCAAAAAACCUAGGCAAAGUACAGUCCUUUUAAACAAAAACAGACAUUUUAUAUAAAGAUUAUGCAUGACAUUGGGACAUCUCAGUCAAGGUUUUUACUGCUCAUACCAUUUCUGUGAAAAUGUAAUGACUUAAAUGCCCAUCCUUUUUGUAGUUAGACAGUAACAACCAUGGGUAAUGCACAGUUUCUGAUUUAAAAGUUCCCAUGUUAUCCAUAUCUGAUCUUACCAAAAAUGUCUGUAUCGAAGCUGAUACGAUCCAGGUAUUAGAUUGGUGCAUCCCUAGUAAAUAUUCAAGACAGACCUCAAAAUCAGCUGAUGUUAUGGUACACUGCCAUCCUGAAAUCUGCCUCUUUACUUUCAAAAGGCAGCAGUUUGAAACCAACACACUAAGGAGGACUAUUUUUAAGUUAUGAAUUUUUGUACUAUUUUUUUUUUUUUUUUCCUUUUACUUGAUUCAGUGCAUUAUGGUUUUUGAGCUGUGAGCUUUCAGAGAAAGCUGCAACAUGGGCAGAGUCCUGGAAACAUACCAUUGCACUAACCAACAGAGUUUCAUCAUAUUAUGCUAAAAAACUACACAAUCAUAGAUGUGCAUUAUAUCUGGUACUCGGCUCAUCAAGCAGGGAGCAGUCUCCCGUCAUCCUGACGGUCCAAAACACAUUUGAAAGAGUUCUUUACUCUUGUAGAAAGGUGCAUUUAUACUGUGCAUUAUACCACCAAUCAGCAUUAUUAUAAUGAUCAUUUGGAGUUAGAAAGACAAGAGUAUUAUUGUUUAUAUAUAAAUAAAAUAUAUAAAAUACCUCUUUAAGUUUUAAUAAAAUAAAUGUGCUGGGCAGUUUGGCUCUAAACUGAAAUUUUCCGACUAUGUGUCUUAUCUUUAUCUUUCUGUCAUUUUCAAAGAUUCUCAGGAAACAGUUAAUCAUUUUGUUCUUACACAAGUCAAAUCUAGCAGUAUCUCAAAGAUCUGGUGUGCCUUGCAAUAAAUCACAUUAUAAUAAAUCAAGAACAAACCAUUGCA
Labeo rohita (rohu) is the source of this 3965-nucleotide messenger RNA. RefSeq names its product ST3 beta-galactoside alpha-2,3-sialyltransferase 3b (gene st3gal3b). NCBI's taxonomy places the organism in Eukaryota, Metazoa, Chordata, Actinopteri, Cypriniformes, Cyprinidae. The record is from RefSeq and is a predicted model, not a curated record. The transcript has 13 exons. Gene Ontology annotation, molecular function: sialyltransferase activity. Bases 231 to 1478 code for a protein of 415 amino acids.